Messenger RNA from Oryza sativa Japonica Group (Japanese rice), 2575 nucleotides. RefSeq names its product O-fucosyltransferase 7. The record is from RefSeq and is a predicted model, not a curated record. Gene Ontology annotation, cellular component: cytoplasm. NCBI's taxonomy places the organism in Eukaryota, Viridiplantae, Streptophyta, Magnoliopsida, Poales, Poaceae.
AAAGCCCCCACAACUCACUUCCACACACACACGCCGCGCCCCCUGGCACGAACCACGCUACGCGGUUCAGGACCGGCAGGUGGUGAACGCCAUUGCCAUCCAACCCAACUCCCUCCCCUCCCCGCCGGAUAAAACCCCUCCUCUUCUUCCCCACCACCACCCCCACUCCCCGUCCUUACCGCGACAUUGACGGCACUACACGCAAACACGCACGGAAGAGUAAAGCGCCCCCCUCCCCUCUCCCUCUAUCUCUCUCUCUCUCCAAACCACGUGCGCCGCCGCUGCCGCCGCCGCGUCCGCCGCCGUCGCCAUCGGGGGGAGAGGCGAGGCGAGGGCGAGGCGGGAGGGACUCGUUUUUUUUGACAGGGCGGAUGCGAUGCCACUGCGGCGAAAGGUGAGGGGUGCCGCCGCGGCGGGGAGGCGGGCGGCGGUGCGGUGGUGGCUGCUCUCGCUCGCCGCGACGGGCGCCACCGUCACCGCCGCCGCCGCGCUGCUCGCCGUCGCCCUCCACGUCUCCUCCUCCUCCGCCGCCUCCGGCCCCGCUUCCUCCUCCGGCGUGCCCUACCGCCUCUCCAAGCAGCCGCGGGAGGCCGGGGAGCUGAGGUGGGAGCAGGAGUUCGCGCCGCCGCAACUCGCUUCGCCGCAGUCGCGAAAGCUGGACGGCGCAGCCGAUGACGCCGGGGAGAAGAGGUGGUGGCUGCCGGCACCGUCGCGCGGGUUCACGCCAUGCGUCGCGCCGUCGCCGGCGUACAAAAGUCCUGGGCCAUCGAGGGGGUACCUGCUGGUGCUCACGAAUGGAGGGCUCAACCAGAUGCGCGCUGGGAUCAGCGAUAUGGUAGCAGUUGCACGUAUGCUCAAAGCUACUCUCAUAAUUCCAGAGCUUGAUAAGAAAUCAUUUUGGCAUGACAAAAGCAACUUCUCAGAUGUAUUUGAUGAGGAAUAUUUUAUUCAUUCUUUGGCAAAUGAUGUGAAAGUUGAGAAAAAAUUACCAAAGGAUUUGGUGAAAGCUCCAAAGUUUGUUAGGUACUUCAAGAGCUGGUCUGGAAUAGAUUAUUACCAUGAUGAGAUUUAUCCUCUGUGGGAGCACCGGCAGGUUAUUCGUGCUGCUAAAUCUGAUUCUCGCCUUGCAAACAACUACCUUCCUCCUGAUAUUCAGAAGCUUCGCUGCCGAGCCUUUUUCCAGGCACUGAGAUUUGCUCCUCCAAUCGAAGCUUUAGGCAAUCUGUUGGUGGAGAGGAUGAGAUCGUUUGGACCAUACAUUGCUUUGCAUUUACGUUAUGAGAAGGAUAUGCUUGCUUUUAGUGGGUGCACACAUGGUCUGUCACAGACCGAAUCAGAGGAACUUGCAAUGAUCAGAGAAAACACAAGCUACUGGAAGGUAAAAGAUAUUGAUCCAUUGGAUCAAAGAUCCCAUGGUUAUUGUCCCUUGACACCAAAGGAGGUUGGUAUGUUUCUUUCUGCUCUUGGAUAUCCAUCGAGCACUCCGGUUUACAUAGCGGCAGGGGAAAUAUAUGGCGGUGAAUCUCAUGUGGUUGAUUUGCUAUCACGCUUUCCAAUUAUGAUGAACAAGGAGAAGCUUGCCUCAGCUGAAGAACUACGACCAUUCAGGCAAUAUGCUUCUCAAAUGGCAGCUUUAGACUACAUUGUUUCAGUGGAGAGUGAUGUCUUUAUUCCAUCAUAUUCGGGGAACAUGGCACGGGCUGUCGGGGGUCAUCGUCGUUUUCUUGGCCACAGGAAGACCAUCAUUCCUGACAGGAAAGCAUUAGUUCGCUUGUUUGAUAAAGUUGAUGGUGGAUUACUGAACGAAGGGGAGAGACUAUCACGAAGGAUAAUAGAUAUCCAUCGGAAAAGACAAGGAUCUCCGAGGAAAAGGAAAGGUCCUGUAUCAGGAACAAAAGGCAACGAUAGGUUUCGGUCAGAAGAGGCAUUUUAUGAGAACCCUCUUCCUGACUGCCUGUGUCAACCGGAGUCCCCAGCCAGCGAUGCUUCUGUGGUCAGCAUCUAGUCAGGGAGCCGAUCAUCCUUAACGUCACUAAUCACCACUACCAAGUACAUAAACCAACCCACAAACACAGAGGAAGAUGCUAUACUGAAGAUCUCCACAGCAUCACCGUUCAGUUUUUGCUUAGAUGACAUCACGCCCCAACUAUUCGUUGGUGCAUUGCCAAUUUGCCAGCCCAACUCUCUACCGCAAGUGACAGUUGCCAAUUAUCGAAGCCGCAUGACAUUGUUCAGAGCAGGUGGAGGUUGAAGGACUGGGCAUAGCUGUAUAGAGCCCUCUAUGUAGGCACAUCUGUACAGGACCUCACAUUAGUUACAGCUUUAACUUCGCAAUUAAGCACCACUUGUAAGUCGACGGUGCUAAAGAAGAGAAAUAACUGAAACACACUACGAGUGUAGUUUCUCCAGUCGUUUCUUGGCAUCAAUCUAUAACUCAUGUUUCACUUGUUGAACUUGCUGCAAAUCUGGAAGCACUGUGCUAACAUAGUAACAGGGGAUAUUGGAACUUGUAAACUUGCUGCCAACCUGGAAGCAUUAUAGUAACAGCCUAACAGGGGAUAUUAAUACUUGUUAA